Dromaius novaehollandiae (emu) is the source of this 2503-nucleotide messenger RNA. It is a transcript of the gene ATP6V0D1, whose product is annotated as ATPase H+ transporting V0 subunit d1. Gene Ontology annotation, cellular component: early endosome; vacuolar proton-transporting V-type ATPase complex; lysosomal membrane. The transcript is spliced from 8 exons. The coding region runs from base 88 to 1143 and encodes 351 amino acids. Gene Ontology annotation, biological process: vacuolar acidification; proton transmembrane transport; vacuolar transport. NCBI's taxonomy places the organism in Eukaryota, Metazoa, Chordata, Aves, Casuariiformes, Dromaiidae. Gene Ontology annotation, molecular function: proton-transporting ATPase activity, rotational mechanism. The record is from RefSeq and is a predicted model, not a curated record.
CGGCGGGCGGGGGGAGCGCGUGUCACGUGAGCGGCGGGCGGGUCACGUGAGGCGCCGCCGGUGCGGAGGGAGCCGGCCGCCGUCGCCAUGUCGUGCUUCCCGGAGCUGCACUUCAACGUGGACAACGGCUACCUGGAGGGGCUGGUGCGCGGCUUCAAGGCGGGCGUGCUCCGCCAGGGCGACUACGUGAACCUCGUGCAGUGCGAGAGCCUCGAGGACUUGAAACUGCACCUGCAGAGCACAGACUAUGGGAAUUUCCUGGCCAAUGAAGCCUCCCCCCUCACCGUGUCUGUCAUAGAUGAUAAGCUGAAAGAGAAGAUGGUGGUGGAGUUCCGUCAUAUGAGGAACCACGCAUACGAGCCACUAGCAAGUUUUCUGGACUUUAUCACGUACAGCUACAUGAUUGACAACGUCAUUCUGCUGAUCACUGGGACUCUGCACCAACGUUCAAUUUCUGAGCUGGUGCCAAAGUGCCAUCCUCUGGGAAGCUUUGAGCAGAUGGAAGCCGUGAACAUUGCUCAAACACCUGCAGAGCUGUACAAUGCGAUCCUGGUGGACACGCCUCUGGCUGCCUUCUUCCAAGACUGCAUAUCUGAACAGGACCUUGAUGAAAUGAACAUUGAGAUCAUCCGAAACACGCUGUAUAAGGCGUACCUGGAGUCCUUCUACAAGUUCUGCAAGGUGCUGGGGGGUACUACAGCAGAUGCUAUGUGCCCAAUCCUGGAGUUUGAAGCUGAUCGGAGGGCCUUCAUUAUCACCAUUAACUCAUUUGGUACUGAGCUCUCCAAGGAGGACCGAGCAAAGCUGUUCCCUCAUUGCGGCAAGCUCUACCCUGAGGGCCUGGCUCAGCUGGCCAGAGCAGAUGACUACGAACAAGUCAAAAAUGUUGCUGACUACUACCCUGAGUACAAGCUGCUAUUUGAAGGUGCUGGCAGCAACCCUGGAGACAAGACCCUUGAAGACAGGUUCUUUGAACAUGAGGUGAAGCUGAACAAGCUUGCUUUCCUCAACCAGUUCCAUUUUGGAGUCUUCUAUGCCUUCGUGAAGCUGAAGGAGCAGGAGUGCCGUAACAUUGUGUGGAUUGCAGAGUGCAUCGCCCAGCGGCACAGGACCAAGAUUGACAACUACAUUCCUAUCUUCUAACCCUGCCCUGUUCCCAUAUGACCCUCCUGCCCCUGGAGUCCAGAGGGACCCUUGUCCAUCUUCUACCUGCUCCCCGAGUUAUCCCUUGCCCAGGCUCCAGGGAUGUCUCAUCUGUGGAACCGGCUCAGAUGGGAAACUGUACAGUUACUAGUUAAAUUAUUCACAAGCUGAAGUUGUUUGAGUUGUGUGUGCUGUGAGGGGUCCAGAGGGACCAGUGGCACAGGCUUGGCCCUGUGCAGCUGUGUAUCAGGAGGGUUCCCAUUGUGUAACUAGUAGUACCUGUGUCACUGUACUAAUCUGCUGAAUGCGCUUAUGCUCACAGAGCAAGCACCAGCCAGCGGUUGCUGCCUCCACGUGGUUCCCACUGCAGGAGGAUGCAUCAGGUCUGCAAUGUCCAAAUCUCCUCUCUGUCAGUGCUCUGAGAAUGCCUCCUAGUCAGUGUUGUCCCCAUGAGGCUUAGUCUGAGUGUGAUUUAUAGUAUAGCCAAUGCUGCUGUGUAAUCCCUGCAUCCCCCUGUAGCAAACCCUGUCAUGGGAGAAGCUGACCAGCCCUGGCUGGGACUGGGACAGCACCUAUGGGAAGGCAAGGGCAGAGUCAAAGCAGAGCACAUGCAGUGUGCUCCUUUCCCCCUCCAGCAGCAUUUGCACUAGUGCAGCCCCCGCUAUGUCCUCAGAAGCAGCUCUGGCUAGUCUUCCUCCUGCCCUGAAGCUUGGAGGGGAUCCACAGCCUGUCUGGGCUCCUUCCUCCCCCACGUGCCCCUGGCUUGGAGCUUACCUGCAGUCCCCAGGUGUGUCUGUCACAACCAUGCAUGAGUCAAGGUUGCUGCUGUGUUAUGAUGGAGCCUCUGCACUGGCCUAGGGCAGGUGUCCAGGCUGGUGCAGUCCUCCCACCCCACAUGGGGCGUCCGGGCUGGCACUGUCACUUAGGCAUAUGGGCCAGCCUGGCUGUUCUGCCGAGCAGCCCUUGGGAUCUGGCUCCACUUGGUCGCUGUGGUUAGUGCAGAAGGCAUGUUGGCAGAGGUGUCUCCUGUCCUGUCCAGGCCCUGCCCCUUCAUGGUUUGUGUUUAGGAGGUGGGAUCCAAGCCAGAGCCAUGGUGCGACAGCCCAGCUCCCUUCCUGAUGUGUGACAUGGCUGGCUCCCACUUGUGCUCGAGGUUAUUUGGUCCUGCUGGGAGAUGCCCUGUGUUGGUGUGGCAGUGAAGAAGCUUCACUGGUGGGAAACGUGUGCUCUGUGCUGCCACUGGGAAGGAUUGAUGAGUAAGAGCAGCCCUGUCCCAGCCUGUGCUGUGGUAACUUCUGCAGUGUUUGUUAUCUGGCCAUCCUCCCUUCCUUUUUGCACCAAUAAAUAUCUGCCUACUGCA